UUUUGUAAGUACCUUAUACAGUAGUAGGCUAUAUCCUGUGCAGAAGAACUGGCGCUUGUGCAGAUCAGGGAGAGCGUGCGCGUCCCACAUAACCUCAUUUGAACUUGGUGUUUGCUACCCGGCUGUUGAUGUUGCCAUGGCGAACAGUAUGAACUGCAAAUACUGCCGGGAGGACCUGAGUGGGAAGAAGUACGUUAAACAGGAGGAGAAGCCUGUCUGUGUCCGAUGCCAUGACAAGUUCUGUGCCAACAACUGCACUGAGUGCCGCCGUCCUAUUGGCAUCGACUCCAAGGAGUUGCAACAUAAAGGCCGUUAUUGGCACGCAGACUGCUUUCGCUGCUACAAGUGCUACAAGCCAUUAGCCAAGGAGUCCUUCAGUGCUAAGGAUGACCGCAUCAUGUGUGGGAAGUGCAGCUCCCGGGAGGAUGCCCCUCGUUGUCACGCCUGCUACAAAGCCAUUCUAGCCGGCUCUGAGAAUGUGGAGUAUAAAGGCAAUGUGUGGCAUGAGGACUGCUUCACCUGUUACCAGUGUAAAAAACCCAUCCGCUCCCAAAGCUUCCUGACCAAAGGCACUGACAUCUACUGUGGCCCUUGCCAUGAGAAGAAGUUUGCUAAGACCUGUGUCAGCUGUAAGCAGGCCAUCACCUCCGGGGGAGUGAACUACCAGGAGCAGCCAUGGCACUCAGAAUGUUUCGUCUGCAGCUCCUGCCGAAAGCCUCUGUCUGGGACCCGCUUCACCUCCCACGAGGAGAAGGCUUUCUGUGUGGACUGCUACAAGACUACUGUAGCCAAGAAAUGCAGCGGCUGCCAGAACCCCAUAACAGGCUUCGGCAAAGCCACCAAUGUGGUGAACUACGAGGGCAGCUCGUGGCAUGAGUACUGCUUCAACUGCAAGAAGUGUUCCCUGAGCCUGGCUAACAAGCGCUUUGUGGCCAACGGAGGGAACAUCUUCUGCUCCGACUGUGCCAAGGUCUGAGGCGAACUUGGAACAGAAGCAGUGGGUCUGCCGUGCCAGCUUUUCAGGGUGUGAAGCUGAAAGCAAUUGUUUUACUUUUCAUUUUACAGCGAUAGCGAGGGAUUCAAAUAUUCUGAUGAAAUCUGUGGAUUCAGUGGGGUAAUCGAGUUUUUUCCUAAAGAUUGGGGUCAUGUUCUAUAGGAGACAUUUCAACCCUGGGGAACAUCAUAACCGUAGCUGUUAAUUCAAAGGUCUUAAAGGGGAAAACAGUGUCCCAGAGAGAUUGCUUAGCUAAUAGUUAUUGUGAUGGGUAACUAUAAGCACUUUUAAUGUGUCACUUACCGCGCACAAAGCCAAUGAAAAUAUAUGAAAAUCCAAUAUAAUGAACUGCAUGUCUGGUGUCUUGCAUUUGUGGAUCUGUAAUCAGCAAUAAACAAAUAUAUUUCCACAAA
Molecule: messenger RNA, 1407 nt
Organism: Salvelinus sp. IW2-2015
Lineage: Eukaryota; Metazoa; Chordata; Actinopteri; Salmoniformes; Salmonidae
Gene: fhl1b
Product: four and a half LIM domains 1b
Biological process (GO): muscle organ development
Molecular function (GO): transmembrane transporter binding
Source: RefSeq, a predicted model, not a curated record